Oenanthe melanoleuca is the source of this 4862-nucleotide messenger RNA. RefSeq names its product PPFIA binding protein 2 (gene PPFIBP2). NCBI's taxonomy places the organism in Eukaryota, Metazoa, Chordata, Aves, Passeriformes, Muscicapidae. Gene Ontology annotation, cellular component: presynaptic active zone. The transcript is spliced from 28 exons. The record is from RefSeq and is a predicted model, not a curated record. Gene Ontology annotation, molecular function: protein binding. Gene Ontology annotation, biological process: neuromuscular junction development. The coding region runs from base 388 to 3228 and encodes 946 amino acids.
CAGGACCCGGGAUCGGGAACAGGACCCGGGAUCGGGAACAGGACCCAGGAUCGGGAUAAGGACCGCGGGAUUGGGAACAGAACCCGGGAUCGGGACCGGGACCGGGGCGAAGCCGGCGGAGCGCUGGGAGCGGAGCGCGCUCGGGAUCGGGAUCAGGAUCGGGAUCGGGAUCGGUAUCGCGAUCAGGAGGAUCGGGAGGAGGAUCAGGAGGAUCAGGAGCAGGGCAGCCCGUCCCAGGGCCCGCUCCCGGCUCUGCCUGCCGCUCCUGCUGCUGCUCCUCGCCCCCGCUCCAUCCCGCCCGCAGCAGCGCUGGGAACGCGCGGCUGCUCCGAGGGAAAUGUUUGAUUCUCGCGCAGAGGGAAUAAAGAUCUGAAGAAUUCCCAAAUCAUGGCUUCUGAUGCCAGUCACAUGCUGGAAGCAGCUUUGGAGCAAAUGGAUGACAUCAUUGCAGGCACAAAGUCAGCUGCAGAGUAUGCUAAUGGUGGUUAUGAUAUCGUGUCACCAGCUCCAUCAGUGUACCUGGGCACAUUCCAGAUUUUGCACCUCCUGGAAGAUCUGAAGAUGGCCCUGGAGAUGCUGGAGGACCCCCAGGAGAAAGAAGCACUGAGGAACCAAAUCCCAGGGGCCACAGCAGUGUGUCUGAGGGAGUGGUUUGAGGAGAACCUGUCACAGGUGAACCAUCAUUCACCCAAUAAUGAAACUUAUCAAGAAAGGUUGGCACGAUUAGAAGGUGAUAAAGAGUCUCUCAUCCUGCAGGUGAGUGUUCUCACAGACCAGGUGGAAGCUCAAGGAGAGAAAAUCCGGGACUUAGAAAUCUGUCUUGAGGGCCACCAGUUGAAGCUGAAUGCUACAGAAGAAAUGCUCCAACAGGAGCUGCUCAGUCGCACAUCACUCGAGACCCAGAAGUUGGAUCUGAUGGCUGAAGUUUCAGACCUGAAGAUUAAACUGGUUGGCAUGGAAAAGGAGCAGAGUGAAUAUGAGGAGAAGCAGAACAAAGCUGAGGGUUUGCUACAGGAACUCAGGCACCUCAAAAUUAAAGUGGAAGAACUGGAAAACGAAAGAAACCAGUAUGAGUGGAAAUUGAAAGCAACCAAAGCUGAGAUAGCCCAGCUGCAGGAGCAACUGGCCCUCAAGGAUGCAGAGAUAGAACGUUUGCAAAGCCAGCUCUCCAGAACCUCCUCCUACACUGAAGUGGCAGAGAGAGAGGAAGUUUUUAGGAGAAGGCUAAAAGAAAAACACCAAGAAGUCCAGCGGUUGAAGAUAGGAAUGGAGACAUUAUUGGCUGCAAAUGAGGAAAAGGACCGUAGGAUAGAGGAGCUGACAUUACUGCUGAGCCAGUACAGGAGGGUCAAGGACAUCAUGAUGGCAGCUCAUGGCUCUUCUGUCUCUGGUGGCAGUGAUGAGGAACUUGAGGCAACUUUAAGGAAGUGGAAUAUUUUCAAUAACUCCCAAGGAGAAUUACUGAAAACAGAGGUCUCUGCAGGAGAAUUGUCACCAGCUGUGCUCCCUCCAGUGCCACACAAAACCUUGGAAAUCAGUGGAAGCAUUCCAGUACCUUCAAAUAAUUUAACCACUCAGCAAGAAGAAUCUUUGGACAUCACAAACAGGGUCCCACAGAAAAAAAAGUCAAGCAGUUUAGAAGACUUGCAGAGUGAAUCCUUGGAAAAGUAUGUAGAUGGAAAACCAGCACAGCCUGUUGUAGAACAAGAGCAGCAGAGUAAGGCAGUGGGGAAAGGCAGCAAGUACCAGACUCUGCCAGGAAAGCUGCCCCGAGCCCUGCAGAACGGAGAGCAGGGGAUGCACAGCUCAUCUGGGGGAGGUGCCACGGGGGACAACGAUGACAGCAGCACCCCAGGCCUCAGAGAAACAGAGAGCAUGGAUGGUACAGUGGUCUCUGAUGACCUUUCACCUCUCUCUUCGGGCACGGAUUCAGGUCCUCAAUCUCCAUGGUCUCCAGAAAACAGAAAAAGCCCAAAAGGGAUCAAGAAAAUCUGGGGGAAAAUUCGGAGGACUCAGUCAGGUAACUUCCCUGCAGACGACCUGGGGCUGGCGGAGUUCCGCAGGGGAGGGCUGCGGGCCACGGCUGGACCUCGCCUGUCCCGAUCCAAGGACACCAAGGGCCAGAAGAGUGACCACAAUGCCCCAUUUGCUCAGUGGAGCACGGAGAGGGUUUGUAACUGGCUGGAGGACUUUGGCCUGGGCCAGUACGUGAUUUUUGCCCGGCAGUGGGUGACAUCAGGCCACACGCUGUUAACUGCCACACCCCAGGACAUGGAAAAGGAAAUGGGAAUAAAGCACCCACUGCACAGGAAGAAAUUGGUUUUGGCCAUCAAAGCUAUAAAUGCAAAACAAGAUGAGAAGUCUGCACAACUGGAUCAUAUCUGGGUGACACGGUGGCUUGAUGACAUUGGCUUACCUCAGUACAAAGACCAGUUUCAUGAAUCCAGAGUAGAUGGGAGGAUGUUGCAGUACUUAACUGUGAAUGACCUCCUCUUCCUCAAAGUCACCAGUCAGCUGCAUCACCUGAGUAUUAAAUGUGCCAUUCAUGUGCUGCAUGUCAACAGCUUCAAUCCCCACUGUCUACGCAGGAGGCCAGUUGAGGAGAACAACGUCUCUGCUUCCGACGUGGUGCAGUGGUCCAACCACAGGGUGAUGGAAUGGCUCAGAUCCGUGGAUCUGGCAGAAUAUGCACCCAACCUUCGAGGCAGCGGAGUGCAUGGUGGCCUGAUUAUUCUGGAACCUCGUUUCAACGGUGACACGCUGGCCAUGCUCCUGAAUAUCCCACCCCAAAAGACCCUCCUGCGCCGCCACCUCACCACCAAUUUCAACGUGUUAAUUGGGCCAGAGGCACAACAAGAAAAAAGAGAAAUCAUGGAGUCAGCAGCAUACACACCUCUGACCACCACUGCCAAAGUUCGGCCAAAGAAACUUGGAUUUUCACAUUUUGGAAACUUAAGGAAAAAGAAGUUUGACGAAUCAACAGACUACAUUUGCCCUAUGGAUACAAGCCCAGCUGCUACAAAUGGUACCUCGAAAAACUAUGGUGGCUACAAAGGACUCAGUCCUUUCAGUGACAGGGAACUGGAUCAGAUGGAGCACUCAGAAGGCACAGUAAUGCAAAUAGGGGCUCUUUCCCAAGGCAUAACCCAGCUCACGACACUGCUGAGCCAGGAUGAAAUGCUCAACGACAGCAGGUUUUUAACACCCACCUUUGAAGACUGGAGAUGAUGCUCCAGCAUGACCAAGAACACCACUUGUACCUCAUGCCUGCAGGAGCAGCCAGGAGCAGCUGGGGGCCUGGAGCAGGAAAGUUUUACCUCUUCUCUGCCUCUGCCACCUCCCACGUAGCAAUUCCUGUUGUCAUUGUAGCCACACAUUACAGGUAACUCCUCUGUGCUGUUUUCCCACAUCAUGCAGUAGGAAACAGGUGCUGGGAGAGGAGUGGGACUCAUGUCCAGAGUCUGGCAAUGUUUUGUCCUUUUAUUCAGUUGCCUGUUACAUGCUAUGUUGAUGUACUGUUACAUGGAAGACCUUUUGUAAUUUUUUAUUUUUAUAGUUACCUUGCAGUGCAGGAAUCAUUAACAUAUAAUUGUACCACGGGGGCUAACCAGAGCUACCUGGAAUUCAGCUGGGUGCUGGUGAGAGCAGCAGCAAUGGCUCACUCACCACUCCUGUGGAGGAUUUUCAUCUCUCCUCCCUUCCACUGGCACCUGUCCUGCCCUCUUUUUAUCCAAGUCAGAGCACUGUAGGAUUGGAAGAAUGGAACAGAAUACUGUCCAUCAAAUCCUUGCUUUUAUUAGAAUGACAAGCUGCCAUGUUCACAAAUCUUUACCUAAGGCAAAAACAACUGCAGCAGGAAAUUGGAGCUCUGAGACUACCAGGAAAGUACCAGAAUAAAACAAAGAUUUAUUUUCUUUGAAACACCUGACAAAAUAAAUCUGCUGCUGUUGUACUGGGCUAGACAGGACUGCAUCAGAGGGAAAUAUGGCCUCUCACUUUCUGAGGGGCUGAGGGUGAAGCUGUCACCUUUACAGCAGCAAUUACUUGUAGCAUCUGUUUACAUGUACAUCUCCUGUGUUAAUGAGAUAUUAACAAGCUCUCUUGGUAAACAGAGAAAUGCCAGAAAAAACUCUCCUUAACUGUAAGGAAAAGUAGUUUGUACAGAGCUGUUUGCAUUACUCUCUCCUUGCUGGCUGCAGGUGCUGCUUUAGAUUCUGAGGGCAGGUCACAACCCUCCCAAACCAAGAGGGAAGCUCCAGGGCUGGCCACAGGAUGCAGCAAGGGCUCUUUGAGAACUACCUGGGGUGAUUUUUACAGGUGAUCCAUCCUGGUCCUCACUUUACCAUUCUCUCAUGACAGACCCUACACUGUAUGGUCAGGUGUAAGAAGAUAAACACAUGAUUUCAUUUUUCACAGUGGUUAAAUCAAGGCAAAUUCUUUUCAAUCACUGCAAACUGCAAAAAAAGGGGAAUUCAGAAGAAUGAGAAAUAAGUCUAGGCAUCAGUAAACUAGUGCUGUUUAAUGUUUAAUAAAAGGUAUUAAAUGUACCUGUCUGGCAAUGCAGUCAGUACCACAGGCAUUUGAAAUCCUUUGUCAGGUCAAUCAGCCAUCAGACUCAUUACAGCACUGCAAAUGGGACUGGCUGCUCCAGCAGCCCUGGGAUAUUCCAAACACACUAUUUCCUAUUUCCUUCAAUGCUGUAUUUACAACUCAGUGUGUCACUGUGCUAACCUGGCUGUGAAUAGUCAAUCCACAAAACAACUGGUUCUUCUUUUAAAUAUACGUAGGAAGAAAUAUUGAUUAGCACAACACUGGUAUAAAUUUUUUGACUGUUAUGAAUAAAUUCUGAAUGUUUCCCUCUC